CUCGACUCACUGAACUCCUCGUAGAUGAGAUACCUAAGUCCCUCUGGUUGUGUACAAUGGAUUCCAAGUCCUUUAGAAAGCUAAGACACUAUCCAGCAUCCCGUAUGGUAUCCAAGACGCUGAGUAUCAAAAUUCAAGGGGUUUCUCCUGUUAUGUUGUUCUGUCCUCGUUUCUCAUCAUCUCAUACCUACCUAUGGUCCACUUCUACCUUUCGUUCCACUCUUCAUUUCGCUUUGGACUUCAUUUGGUCAUUAGUUCACUGUUCACUGUUUACUGUUUACUUAGGUCCCCCCCCGGGUCUCCGCUUGUAUUUCAACGUCACCAACUCACCGAUAUCCCAUUUUCCCUCCUCGACAAUGGCCCAGGUCAGCCAGCACAUGAAAAAUGCCAUUGAAUAUGCUGAGAGGUUCCGAGCGAUGUGUCCCAUGGAUGACAAAUUUCCCCCGAAAAUUAAAGCCAGAUGAUGGAACGAUGGUCACGAAAGUCGUCUCCCGUAGUAUUUCCUACUACUACACGACGAAGGUGUUCAUAAAGAGGCAACCUCGUGACGAUGAGUG
Molecule: messenger RNA, 557 nt
Organism: Eremomyces bilateralis CBS 781.70
Lineage: Eukaryota; Fungi; Ascomycota; Dothideomycetes; Eremomycetales; Eremomycetaceae
Exons: 1
Coding region: 57-464 (135 amino acids)
Source: RefSeq, a predicted model, not a curated record